Ailuropoda melanoleuca (giant panda) is the source of this 1452-nucleotide messenger RNA. RefSeq names its product growth hormone regulated TBC protein 1 (gene GRTP1). The record is from RefSeq and is a predicted model, not a curated record. NCBI's taxonomy places the organism in Eukaryota, Metazoa, Chordata, Mammalia, Carnivora, Ursidae. Gene Ontology annotation, biological process: regulation of GTPase activity. The transcript has 7 exons. The annotation marks the transcript as partial. Gene Ontology annotation, molecular function: small GTPase binding; GTPase activator activity.
GGGCGCGCCCGGGACCGGGUCCCCAGGAUUGAUCCAUACGGGUUUGAAAGGCCUGAAGACUUCGAUUAUGCCGCUUAUGAGGAGUUUUUUUCCACCUACCUGGUGAUACUCACCAGAAGAGCAAUAAAGUGGUCUAAACUUCUGAAGGGGAGUGGUCGUGUACAGAGAAGUGGAACAGUGAAGCGCUAUAUCCGGAAAGGCGUGCCCCUCGAGCACCGGGCCCGCGUCUGGAUGGGGGUGAGUGGAGCCCAGGCCCAGAUGGACCAGAACCCCGGCUAUUACCAGCGACUCCUCCAGGGAGAGCGGUGCGACAGGCUGGAGGAGGCCAUCAGGACAGAUAUGAACAGGACCUUCCCGGACAACAUAAGAUUCCGGAAGAGCGCAGAUCCAUGCUUACAAAAGACCCUGUACAAUGUGCUGUUGGCCUAUGGGCGCCACAACCAAGGCGUGGGCUACUGCCAGGUAAGCGCCAGGAAAGUAGCACAUGCUGGGGGGGAGGUGAGCGUGAUCAGCGCCCCACAGCAUAUAGCAGGGACAACGUGGUGUGCAGAUGUCCCCACGUACCGCCAGCAGACUCUCGCUGCGGUACGGUGGGGCCUCGCUUUGGGGCCGCUCCCAAGGCUCCUGGUGUCUUGCUGCAGAGGCUCCCUGGGACUCGUCUUCAGGAAAGGGUUCUCCGCGACAGCCCUGCUUCCCUCCUGGCGGAGAGGGGGCCAGGGACACAGAGCCUGGGUUUCUGCUCUCGUCCGUGUGGCAGAUUACUACAGUCCCGCCAUGCUGGGUCUGAAGACAGACCAGGAGGUCCUGGGGGAGCUGGUGAGGACCAAGCUGCCGGCGGUGGCGGCCCUGAUGGACGGGCACGGCGUCCUGUGGACCCUGGUGGUGUCGCGCUGGUUCAUCUGCCUGUUUGUGGACAUCCUGCCCGUGGAGACGGUGCUCCGAAUCUGGGACUGUUUGUUCAACGAAGGGUCCAAGAUCAUCUUCCGGGUGGCCCUGACCCUGAUUAAGCAGCAUCAGGCCUUUAUUUUGGAAGCGACCAGCGUGGCGGACAUCAGUGAGAGGUUCAAGGAGAUCACCAGGGGGAGUUUUGUGACUGAGUGCCACACCUUCAUGCAGAAAAUAUUCUCUGAGCCUGGGAGCUUGUCCAUGACCACCAUCACCAGGCUGCGCGAGAGCUGCAGGGCCAGGCUGCUGGCACAGGGCUGACCCGGGGCCCUGCCUGCUGCCCACCGCGAGGCUUCAUUUCCACGGCUGACCAGUUUUUACUGCUUCCCUCUUCAGUGCUGUGAAUACUCGGUGUCGCUACACUUGUGAAUUUUUUAAAAGAACGAUUUAGAAUUCUGUCAUUCUGUAACUCAGUUAUGGGCUAUGAAGUCAUAAAUUUCUAAAAAUGUAUUUUUACUUGAGAUGUUCACCCAUAAAAUGUGAGAUGUACGUAUUUAUCAUAAAGAU